Kluyveromyces lactis is the source of this 348-nucleotide messenger RNA. It is a transcript of the gene MZM1, whose product is annotated as Mzm1p. Gene Ontology annotation, biological process: mitochondrial respiratory chain complex III assembly. The record is from RefSeq and is a predicted model, not a curated record. Lineage: Eukaryota; Fungi; Ascomycota; Saccharomycetes; Saccharomycetales; Saccharomycetaceae. Bases 1 to 348 code for a protein of 115 amino acids. The transcript has a single exon.
AUGUCUCAAGCGCUCGGAGCUUACAGAAACGGGUUGAGAGCCGCCCGCGUUGCUUUUAAAGGAGACUUGCGCAUGCUAAUGGCAGCAAGACAACAGAUGAGAGAAAGCAUGGUCAAUCCACCAAAUCCAGAGCUUCCACCUGAUCAACAGAUCAAGCUUAUGAACGAUGUUGCACAGUUUCUAAGACAAAAUGUCGUUCAAGGUAAGAGGACUAAGGAUGACAAAUAUCACUUGAACAUCCAUAAGGACACUGAAUUGGGUGACAACGAAACUAUCAAGACUACUAAAAAGACACUGGCGGCCCAAGGUGGCGGUUGUUGUGGUGGUGGUGCUGGCUUGUACAAAUAG